This is a messenger RNA of Xenopus laevis (African clawed frog), 2674 nucleotides long. It is a transcript of the gene kissr1b.L, whose product is annotated as G-protein coupled receptor 54. The record is from RefSeq and is a predicted model, not a curated record. The transcript is spliced from 6 exons. The coding region runs from base 504 to 1661 and encodes 385 amino acids. Lineage: Eukaryota; Metazoa; Chordata; Amphibia; Anura; Pipidae.
UAAAAAUAACAGUUCUAUUAGUAGCAGCUUACAAAGUGAGGUGUAAGUAUAUUGGGGGAAGUGUACUGUAGCGUAUUGUAAUAUACUAUACUGUGAGUGCAGCUUUUUCCUAUACCUCAUUUCUAACACUACUUUAGAAUGCCCAAUUCACCUAUGGUGGAAUGCAUAGAAAUCAAAGGGGUCAUUAAUAACUAGAUGGCUCUGAGGAAGCCGAUUGGAUCGGCGAAACUCGUCAGGUGGAAGUGACGUCACUACAAGCUGAGGGGAAUGCCACGAGGAAAGAGGGGAAGAGAAAACAACAUAUUAUCCAACCUCAUACUCCACUGCAUACCUGCAUAAAUACUUGUGACUAUAUGUGACUAACUUCAUAGGAAAUAACUGAAGCAACAGAAGCAGCAGCACAUGAAAUCUGUUCUUUUAUUCCAUCUCUCUGUUCCAAAUGCUCUGCUGAAUUUGGGAUAACCCUUUGAAGAGCUUUCCCAACUGAAGCUUCCAUAUCAGCAAUGAUGAAGGACGCAAGUGCUACCCCAUACCCUCUUGAACUUAUGCCAACUGAAGUGGGUAACUUGUCCCUGCUUUCCUGUAGCAACGACUCUGCUGAAAGUAUCAGACUUUACCAGUCUUCACCUGCAGCUGGGUGCAAUAGCUCACUAUCCAGUUCUGAUCAAAGCCCACCAUUGCUGGUGGAUGCAUGGCUGGUACCCCUGUUCUUUGCCCUCAUCAUGCUUGUGGGACUAGUAGGCAAUUCCUUGGUCAUAUAUGUCAUAAGUAAACACAGACAGAUGAGAACAGUAACUAAUUUCUAUAUAGCCAACCUUGCCAUGACAGAUAUCACCUUCCUGGUAUGCUGUGUGCCUUUUACUGCCACUCUUUACCCGUUGCCCAGUUGGGUAUUUGGUGAUUUCAUGUGCAGAUGUGUUAACUAUCUCCAGCAGGUCACUGCACAAGCAACCUGUAUAACCCUAACAGCUAUGAGCGUUGACCGCUGCUAUGUAACAGUCUAUCCACUGCAAUCCCUGCGCCACCGAACCCCUCGAAUGGCCAUGGCAGUGAGUCUGGGUAUCUGGAUAGGCUCUUUUGUAUUAUCCAUUCCAUUUGCCAUGUACCAAAAGCUUAGCACUGGAUACUGGUAUGGACCUCAGACGUACUGCAUAGAAGCUUUCCCUACAGUUGUGCACCAGAAAGCAUUCAUAUUAUAUACGUUUCUUGCUGUCUACCUUUUGCCCCUGCUCACUAUCUGUGCCUGCUAUGCUUUUAUGCUAAAAAGAAUGGGUAGGCCGGUGGUAGAACCCAUUGACAACAAUUAUCAGGUACAGCUUUUGGCCGAGAGAUCUGAGGCAGUGAGAACAAAAAUCUCUAGGAUGGUUGUGGUGAUAGUUCUACUCUUCACCAUCUGCUGGGGACCUGUCCAGCUUUUCAUCUUGUUCCAAGCUUUUGACUCCAGUUUUGAGAAAAGUUAUGAAACCUACAAGAUUAAAAUCUUUGCACACUGCAUGUCGUACUCCAACUCCUCCAUCAACCCAAUUGUGUAUGCUUUUAUGGGGGCAAACUUCAGAAAAUCUUUUAAGAAAGCUUUUCCUUUCAUAUUUAAGCAGAGGGUUGAGGGCACAACUGGUGUUGUUGCUAACACUGAGAUGCAUUUUGUUUCUUCUGGAACAUAAUUAGCAGGGGGAAAAUUAUAACUGCAAUAAAUAGCGCAUUGGAACACUUGUUAAACUCUCUUAGCAAAUGCAAUUUUGUGGUUUUAAGAAGCCAAUAUCAGGUGUAACUAAAGAUAUCAACGUGUUUGCGAAUUCACAUCUAACAAAAUGUCCAGUCCAAUGAAUAUUUAUACAUACACAUCAGGGAGUCCUACGAUUUCGUGCCUUUGAAGUUUAAGGUGACUUCUAUUAUUCACAUCAGUUCUUUCUGUUUUGCUUGCGGCUUUAUACCUUUGGAAUCCGAAGGUAUAUUUUGUAAUUCAUAUCAGAUUCCUAAAGCUAUACAUAGCUCACUCCUGUUUUAUAUAUUGGUGUUUUGUUCUUCUACACAAAAACUGUACAAGCCUUCAACUUGAAGGAGGAACAAUAAUGGAAAAAUUCUUGACAAACACAAGCAUCCAAAUACAUUGAAAUACAUACAGGGUAUUUCCCUUUGUUUUGAUCGACUGGACAAAUAACGCAUUUGUUCAUUGUUUUAGAACCAGUGUUUAAAAGACCACAAAUCAAAGAAGAUUGGUCUUGUGGUGGAGGGUAUUUUGCUUAGCAGGAAAUUUAUAAGCUUUUUAGACUACAGUAGUUUUAACUUCUGAGCGAUGAAAAGGGGUAAAAUGACCUACGAUUGCACCAGCAGGGUCAGGGUGCAGGCAUGAAAAUGCUCACCAUCUUCAUCUCCUUUCUGAAAUAUGGUAUAGAAUACAUGGGUUUAGCACUUGCAUGACAUUUGAGUGUGCAGCUUCAAAUUUUUAAUGCCAAGUGAGAACAUUGCCGGGCAUCAAAGAAGUAGCACCACCGUUUAGUUACAUGCACAUUAAGCCGAGAGUAUGUCAAAUUGUGUCUUUUUAAAUGUAUAUAAUUUGCUAUGUAAUGUGUGCUUGUUUGUCUUUUAUAAAAUAAAGAUAUAGUUUUGCUCAUAUACAUCUAAGUAUUACUCUGCACCCAUAUUUGCCAAUAUACAAUUCUUUUAAAGACUUUUU